Molecule: messenger RNA, 897 nt
Organism: Clarias gariepinus (North African catfish)
Lineage: Eukaryota; Metazoa; Chordata; Actinopteri; Siluriformes; Clariidae
Product: myelin-associated glycoprotein-like
Exons: 7
Coding region: 7-897 (296 amino acids)
Source: RefSeq, a predicted model, not a curated record
AGUAAAAUGAUCGAUACACAGUCAAAAACACUGAUCUGCUGGAUUUGUCUUCAAGUGACAUUUGCCUCUGUUUUGUCUGAUGGGUGGAAGGCACAAGUUGAAACUCCAAUGGAGGCACUUGUCUCAUCUUGUGUUGUGUUGCCCUGUAAGUUUAGUCACCCUGGCAAUCAACUUCCUGACUCUCGGUUAAAGGGAAUCUGGCACAAACAACCAGACAAAGAACAUCGCAUCUAUGAUGAAGACUCUUCCUUGAUUCAAGAUAGCUUUAAGGGUCGAACAAAGCUAAUUGGCCGAUUGAGUGAGAAAAACUGUUCAUUGGAGAUAAACAAUGUAAGAGACACUGAAAACGGCCCAUUCUGUUUCAGAGCUGAAAUACCGAAUGGUAAAUUCUCUUUUGUAGAGAAGUGUGUGACCAUCAACAUGAAGCCUGAACCUGAUAAACCACGUUUGGAUAAAGAAGAAUCCCUUGUGGAGGGAACAGCUGCCAUCUUUAAGUGUUCUGUCAAACACACUUGUCCCACUCACCACCCAACUAUUGAAUGGAGUCAUAAAGGUGAUAAAACCAUUUUGUUCUAUAAGGACCAGGGCCAUGGAGUUUGGGAAGUAGAGUCACUCCUGACCUUCACUGCCACAAAGAAGGAUGAUCACACAAGCAUCACUUGUACUGUCACUUUCCAUGGCAACAUAAAAUCUACAGUCACGAGCAAGAUAUUCAUUGAAUAUAAGGAAGACUACUUUUACAUCAUUAUUUCUGUGGCUGUUAUACUUGGGACCUUCAUUUUAAUUGGAAUAAUAUGUUGCUUUGUAACAAAAAAAUACAAGAAAAAAAUAGAAGAGCUUGAGUCUAGAAAUCCAAAUCGGGUAUUGAGUCAUCUCGCCAGAAUGUCUCAAAGGUAA